Molecule: messenger RNA, 1479 nt
Organism: Kazachstania africana CBS 2517
Lineage: Eukaryota; Fungi; Ascomycota; Saccharomycetes; Saccharomycetales; Saccharomycetaceae
Gene: LPD1
Product: dihydrolipoyl dehydrogenase
Exons: 1
Coding region: 1-1479 (492 amino acids)
Cellular component (GO): mitochondrion; oxoglutarate dehydrogenase complex
Molecular function (GO): dihydrolipoyl dehydrogenase (NADH) activity; flavin adenine dinucleotide binding
Source: RefSeq, a predicted model, not a curated record
AUGCUAAGGGUUAACUUACUUCUUCAAAGACAGUCGUUUCGUUUUCUAUCAUCUCAGUCUCAUGAUUUGGUAGUAAUAGGUGGUGGUCCUGCCGGUUAUUUUGCUGCAAUCAAGGGAGCUCAGCUGGGCUUCAAUACAGCUUGCAUUGAAAAGAGAGGUAAACUUGGUGGUACAUGUCUUAAUGUUGGAUGUAUCCCAUCCAAGGCACUUCUGAAUAACUCUCUUAUGUACGACCAAAUCCUAAAUGAUACCCAAAAGAGAGGUAUUGUCGUUGAUAAGAAAAAUGUUAACUUAGAUUUUGAUGGUUUGAUGAAAUAUAAGGAUAAAGUUGUUAGUCAGUUGACUGGAGGUGUGGAAAUGUUAUUUAAAAAGUACGGUGUCACUUAUUAUAAAGGUGAUGGUGAAUUUUUAAAUGAAAAUGAAGUUGUGGUCAAGCCCGUUGACGGUCUAGAAGGUACAGUUAAGGAAAAUAUAAAUUUACAAGCUAAGAAUUUCGUUAUUGCCACGGGAUCUGAAGUAACUCCAUUCCCAGGUAUCACUAUUGAUGAAGAAAGAAUUGUAUCAUCAACGGGGGCUUUAUCUUUGAAAGAGGUUCCAAAGAGAUUAGCGAUUAUUGGUGCUGGUAUCAUUGGUCUUGAAAUGGGAUCCGUCUAUAACAGACUAGGCUCUGAAGUUACAGUGAUGGAGUACCAAGACAAGAUUGGUUCCUCAAUGGAUGAUGAAGUCGCUGCAACAAUGUCUAAAGUGUUGAAAAAACAAGGUUUCAACUUCAAAACAAAUGCCAAAGUCGUCUCAGCUACUAGAAGUGGCGAUGUUGUCGAUUUUACAGUAGAAAAUACAAAGACCGGUAAGCAAGAGACGUUACAAGCUGAUGUGUUACUAGUUGCUAUUGGUAGAAGGCCAUAUAUUCAAGGAUUAGGCGCAGAAAAGAUUGGUUUAGAAGUUGACGAAAGCGGUCGUCUAGUAAUAGAUAAUCAAUAUAAUACAAAGUUCCCACAUAUUAAAGUUGCAGGUGAUGUCACUUUUGGCCCAAUGUUGGCUCAUAAAGCUGAAGAAGAAGGCUUUGCUGCCGUUGAAUUAUUCAAAACUGGUCACGGUCACGUAAAUUACAAUAAUAUUCCAUCUGUUAUGUACACUCAUCCAGAAGUUGCCUGGACUGGGAAGAAUGAAAAAGAACUGAAGAGAGAUGACAUUAAUUACAAGGUGGGUAAGUUUCCCUUCAUUGCUAACUCAAGAGCAAAAACCAACAUGGAUACAGAGGGUUUUGUUAAGAUUUUGAUCGACGCAGAAACUGAAAGAAUUCUCGGUGCUCAUAUUGUUGGUCCAAAUGCCGGUGAAAUGAUUGCAGAAGCCUGUCUGGCUCUAGAAUAUGGUGCGUCUGCAGAAGAUAUUGCUAGAGUUUGUCAUGCUCAUCCAACAUUGUCAGAGGCAUUCAAAGAAGCUAGUAUGGCAGCCUACUCACAACCAAUCAAUUUUUAA